Messenger RNA from Lactuca sativa (garden lettuce), 1206 nucleotides. The record is from RefSeq and is a predicted model, not a curated record. NCBI's taxonomy places the organism in Eukaryota, Viridiplantae, Streptophyta, Magnoliopsida, Asterales, Asteraceae.
AUGGUUUCUAAGCUUUUAUUUGUUGCAUUUCUUGGCUUUUUAAUUUGCACACUUGAAAUUGUUGGUGGCAGAAAGCUCUCUGAAGAGGAAACAAAAACAUCAAUUGGACAUGGUGGAGGCCUAGGUGGUGGAGCAGGAUUUGGAGGUGGUGUUGGGGGUGGCAUUGGUAAUGGUGGUGGUGGUGGAGCAGGGUUUGGAGGUGGAGGAGUUGGAGUAGGAGGUGGAGGUGGAGGUGGAAUUGGUAAAGGUGUUGGUGGUGGAAUAGGAGGUGGUUCUGGAGGUGGCAUUGGUAGUGGUGGUGGAGUAGGAGGUGGAGGUGGAGAAGGUGGUGGUACUGGUAAGGGUAGUGGCAGUGGAGCAGGAGGUGGAGAAGGUGGUGGUAUUGGUAAGGGUAGUGGCAGUGGAUUAGGAGGUGGAGAAGGUGGUGGUAUUGGUAAGGGUGGUGGCGGUGGACUAGGAGGUGGUAUUGGAGGUGGAAGUACUGGAGAAGGUGGUGGCAUUGGAAAAGGUGGUGGUAAAGGAAUAGGAGGUGGUUCCGGGGGUGGCAUCGGGAAAGGUAGAGGUGGAGAAAGUGGUGAUAUCGGUAAGGGUAAUGGCAGUGGAGAAGGCGGCGGCAUUGGAAAAGGUAGUGGUAGUGGAAUAGGAGGUGGUUCUGGAAGUGGAAUUGGUGGUGGCAUCGGGAAAGGUGAAGGUGGUGGAAUAGGAGGUGGAAAAGGUGGUGGCAUUGGGAAAGGUGAAGGUGGUGGAAUAGGAGGUGGAAAAGGUGGUGGCAUCGGGAAAGGUGGAGGUGGUGGUGGAAUAGGAGGUGGAUAUGGUGGUGGCAUUGGAAAAGGUGGUGGUAGUGGAAUAGGAGGUGGUUCUAGUGGUGGAUUUGGUGGUGGCAACGGGAAUGGUGUUGGUGGUGGAAUAGGAGGUGGUUAUGGAGGUGGAGGUGGAAAAGGUGGUGGCAUCGGGAAAGGUGGUGGUGGUGGGAUAGGAGGUGGAUAUGGAGGUGGAAUUGGUGGUGGUGGUGGUGGUAGUGAAGGCGGUGGCUUUGGCAAAGGUAACGGUAGUGUAGGUGGUGGUUAUGGAGGGGGAUUUGGUGGAGGAGUAGGAGGUGGGGGUGGAGGUGGUGGAGGAAAAGGUGGUGGAUAUGGUUAUGGUGCAGGAGCCGGUGGUGAGUCCGGAAAAGGAGACGGAAGCGGAAGUGGAGGAGGGUGGCCUUGA